UUGAAAUACAAAACAACAGCCUUGCUUGUAACAGUUAUAACCUUUCGUAGGCUUUUUGAAAUUUGAAGGCAUCUGCGAAACUUGACAAAUCUGACCCUCCAUAAUGGUCUACGACUGAAACUCAGAGCACUAACAGCAGAUAAAGACUCUCGCAACACCUGAGCUUUGUGCUGAACAAAGAAGAAGAAAGAAAGAGACAAGACAAGAGCAAAGACAGCCACCUCGAGUAAAGACAAAGAGAAAUCAGUCAUGUUCAAAACGAUCACCCGUCUGUUUUUUGGGGGAGAGGAGGAGACCCCUGAAGAUGUCAAGUCUGGAGAAGCUGUGGAAGAUGAGUGGCUUGUUGUCAGUCAUCAAGAGGCAGGUUCAGCUGAGAACCAGGCUGCAGAGCUGACUGACACUCAGCCAUCAAACUCUGCUCUUCAUGGAGACACAGUUGCAAACAUGGAAACUGACAACAGCGUGUUAGAUCCAGAGCCUGCAGAUCAAGGCAGCAGUGCCACCAGUCGAGCCAUCGCAGGCUCCGUUUCUCGGCCUAAAGCUUUAGUAGAAGUGGCACAGCUAACCUGCAUCCAAAAGGCUAACACAUGGGUGGACCGACACCAUAUGACUCGUAACGCCAUCCAGCGCCAGAACCGCGUUCGCCAAGGUGUCCAACAUCAUUCCUUCCACCUCCAACAGCCAGGACAUCGCAGCCUCAGCCACUGAGGCUCUGGUUGUGCGACCGCAUAUGUCAGCCGGGAAAUGAUCUUAAAACACUCAUCAUAUGCUUAUUAAACACAUACUGCAAUACACACAUUUUAGUCUUGUGUAGAUAUAAACCAUACAUCUAACCUUGAUGUAACUCAUUACAACACUUGACAACUCUUACCAAGUAGUAGGCAGCUACAUCAUAACUUGUACUGUAUAUGAAUUUGGAAUGAAGAUGUUCAUCUCAUGAAAUGAGAGAUGCACCAUGUGUUCUUGUUUGUGUUCAUGUGAAUUUAUACAUGUGGAUGAGGCAAGUGCAGCCUAUGCAAAAUGUAUCCUGUAACAUUUUGGACAACGUGAUGUGAUUUGUGUAUCCACAUGCAUUUACCUCUAGGUGCUUGGUUUAAAACCUUUUUUAUACUACAAUAAAAGCUAUGACUUUG
Chelmon rostratus (copperband butterflyfish) is the source of this 1133-nucleotide messenger RNA. RefSeq names its product tumor protein p53 inducible nuclear protein 2 (gene tp53inp2a). The transcript is spliced from 4 exons. The record is from RefSeq and is a predicted model, not a curated record. The coding region runs from base 250 to 708 and encodes 152 amino acids. NCBI's taxonomy places the organism in Eukaryota, Metazoa, Chordata, Actinopteri, Chaetodontiformes, Chaetodontidae.